Messenger RNA from Penicillium samsonianum, 504 nucleotides. Its product is annotated as Major facilitator superfamily domain general substrate transporter. Lineage: Eukaryota; Fungi; Ascomycota; Eurotiomycetes; Eurotiales; Aspergillaceae. The record is from RefSeq and is a predicted model, not a curated record. The coding region runs from base 1 to 504 and encodes 167 amino acids. The transcript has 3 exons.
AUGGGAGCUGUCCGUCAUCAGGGCCAACUGAUAGACCUCAGAUUCCUUCUUGGUGUCUUCGAAGCAGGGUUUAGUAGAGUCCUCGAUGAUGGAAUCGCCGACCAAGGCGACUCGAAAAACCAAAACACCUCUAUCUUUGUACUCCUCAAAGAACUCUCAAAUUGGCGAACCUGGGUGCUGAUACCGGGCUACAUGACCCUUUUGGGAACAGGGGCUAUCUCAUACUUCUAUCCGACUUUGGUCAACGACAUGGGAUACACCUCCACCGCCGCGCAGGGACGGCUAUUGGUGGGCAACAUGAUAGUCGGGAUGAUGUUUUUCGCUCUUACGGAGGGUAUUCAAAACUAUAUUGCGCGGUAUGUGUUUUUGUGCUUCAUUAACAUGACACUCUGGACGGGAAACGCGCUGGCUCUUUCAUUUGCUACUACCGCUCUAGCUUCGGUUACUCGUGAUGUUCGUGCGAUCAUGCUCGCGCGGAUGACUAGCGUUGCUGCUUUGGGGUAG